Molecule: messenger RNA, 1961 nt
Organism: Drosophila mauritiana
Lineage: Eukaryota; Metazoa; Arthropoda; Insecta; Diptera; Drosophilidae
Product: alanine--glyoxylate aminotransferase 2, mitochondrial
Exons: 4
Coding region: 239-1765 (508 amino acids)
Biological process (GO): glyoxylate catabolic process
Cellular component (GO): mitochondrion
Molecular function (GO): L-alanine:glyoxylate transaminase activity; pyridoxal phosphate binding
Source: RefSeq, a predicted model, not a curated record
UUUGCUCUCCAAUCCGACAGCAGAGACCAAAGCUCUCCGUUGAUCGAGCUUUCUCCGCCGUCACUGGAAUCGGAAUCGUGCCCGCCUAUCAGUUGCUCCACCUCCGCCGUUACUAGUGGACGACUGUCCCCGCGAAGAACACGUGCCGCACAGUUGAUUCGAGUUCAAAAAGUGCAUCCAAGCCAGAAAAGUUUACAUAGAAAGUGAUAAGAGCUUAGAAAGGAAUCCGAAGCCCAAAAUGAUGUCCAAGCGAUUGUUAGCUCAGACCAGGCGGCUCCCUCCCAGGUCCUCGGUCCGUAGGAGCUCCAGCUCAUCGCUGCACUCAAAGGCAGCCCCCGCAACGAUAGCCCAGCUGCAGGUAGAGAUGCCCGACUGCAACCACCGCCCGGUGGCCUACGACGGCUCCAGCUACGAGCAGAUUCUCAAGACCAGGCGCAACCACCUGACACCGAAUCUGCUGGCCCACUUCAAGAAGCCACUUGUGAUCCACGCUGGCCACAUGCAGUGGCUGUACGAUCACGAGGGCCGGCGCUACCUGGACAUGUUUGGCGGAAUCGUUACUGUGUCCGUUGGACAUUGUCACCCAAAGGUUAACCAGGCGCUCAGCGAGCAGACUGCUAAACUGUGGCACACGACUAACAUCUACAUGCACCCCAAGAUCCACGAGUAUGCCGAGCGAUUGGUGGCCAAGUUCCCAGGAGACCUCAAGAGCGUGUGCUUCGUGAACUCCGGCUCGGAGGCCAACGAUCUUGCUAUGCUAAUGGCGCGCCUUCACACAGGCAACCAGGAUAUCCUUUCCUUGCGCAACUGCUACCACGGAAUGUCCCCCUACACCAUGGGCCUCACGGCACACUCCACCUGGCGCUUUCCGCUGCCAGGGGUGAACAACGGACUUGUGCACGUGAUGAACCCCGAUCCCUACCAGGGCAUUUGGGGCGGCUCAAACUGCCGGGACUCCCCUGUGCAGACCACCCGCGAAUGCCAGUGCACCGCAGGCUGCCAGGCCGGCGAUGCCUACUACAAUGAACUGGAGGAGACCUUCAAGUAUUCCCUGCCGCGCGGCAAGGUGGCUGCUAUGUUUGCAGAGUCAAUCCAGGGGGUCGGCGGAACGGUCCAGUUCCCAAAAGGGUACCUCAAGCGGGCAGCAGCUCUGGUCAGAGCUAACGGAGGACUCUUUGUGGCCGACGAGGUUCAGACUGGCUUUGGGCGAACCGGUGAGCACUUCUGGGGCUUCGAGGGCCACGACUAUGUCCCCGACAUAGUCACCAUGGCCAAGGGCAUUGGGAACGGCUUCCCACUGGCAGCCGUUGUCACCACGCCAGAGAUCGCGGCAUCCCUGGGCCAGGCCCUGCACUUCAACACCUACGGAGGGAACCCGAUGGCCAGUGCCGUAGGCAUUGCCGUGCUGGACGUGAUCGAGGAGGAGCAACUGCAGCGCAACUCCCUGGAAGUGGGCACGUACUUCCUCAAAGGUCUGGCCGAAUUGCAGCAGCGCUUCGAGAUUAUUGGCGACGUGCGGGGAAAAGGCCUGAUGAUCGGCGUCGAGCUGGUGGGCAAUCGUGAAAAGCGUACCCCUCUGGCUACGCCGCACGUCCUGGACAUAUGGGAGAAGUGCAAGGACCAAGGAGUGCUCUUUGGACGCGGCGGUCUUCAUGGAAAUGUUCUGCGCAUUAAGCCUCCCAUGUGCAUCACGCUGGCUGAUGCCAAGUUCGCCAUGGAUGUGCUGGCCCUGGCCAUCACGGAGUCUCAGCCCGAGAAUAACUAACGAAGAUUGGCGAAGACGAAUACACAUACACGGGAGAGCGUUUGUAGGAUGGUCUCAGCUGCAUUUAUUAACUAUCUAAGCAGAUCUCUAACUAGUUACUCCUAACAAAGACUUAUGGACCUUUAAAUAGUCAACUGUUCAAUAUUUAAAAGAAUUGGUUUUUAUACAUUAAAUUGUUGAAGAUCCCACAAGACUA